Molecule: messenger RNA, 1615 nt
Organism: Manis pentadactyla (Chinese pangolin)
Lineage: Eukaryota; Metazoa; Chordata; Mammalia; Pholidota; Manidae
Product: serine protease 33-like
Exons: 5
Coding region: 54-1049 (331 amino acids)
Biological process (GO): proteolysis
Molecular function (GO): serine-type endopeptidase activity
Source: RefSeq, a predicted model, not a curated record
GUCCGAGGACUCUGACCCCCAGAGCCAGCCAGGAAGCAGUGCUGGAGCACACCAUGGAGCUGGCCCUCGCCAUCAUCCUGUUCUCCCUCCUCCCGGGAGCCUCCCAGGAGAGUCCCCCAGCUCUCCCAUCCAACCUCUCCCCGGGGAAUGCCAGUGUGAGAAACCUGGAUUCAGUGUGUGGACACCCACACGUGUCAGGCCGCAUCGUGUCGGGACAGGAUGCCCAGCUGGGCCAGUGGCCAUGGCAGGUCAGCCUGAGAGAGGAUGGACAGCACGUAUGUGGGGGCUCCCUGAUCACCGAGGCCUGGGUGCUGACUGCAGCCCACUGCUUAGACCAGAAACAGCCGCUGUCGGCCUACUUCGUGCUGCUGGGCUCCAUCUCCUCCUACCCACAGGCCCACGAGCCCCAGGAGCUCCGAGCCGUGGCCCAGGUCGUCACCCAUCCACGCUACUCAGAGGAGCACGGCAGCGGGGACAUUGCCCUGGUGCAGCUGGCCUCGCCCGUCACCUUCAGCAACCUCAUCCUUCCUGUCUGCCUCCCCAGGCCUGGAGACCCCCUGGGUCAUGGCACCUGGUGCUGGGUCACAGGCUGGGGGAACGUUGGCACAAAUCUGCCACUGCCUCCACCCUUCAUCCUGAAGGAGCUGCACCUGCCACUCAUUGAUGCCCACACCUGUGACGGCUACUACCAUGAGAAUUCUGGCAGCCCCAGCCAGGAGCCCAUCGUCCUCGAGGACAUGCUCUGUGCCGGCUUCGAGAAUGGCCAGAUGGAUGCCUGCGGGGGUGACUCCGGAGGCCCCCUGGUCUGUGACAUUAAUGGCAUCUGGACCCAAGCAGGCAUAGUGAGCUGGGGAUCUGACUGCGGCCUCCCCAAGCGGCCCGGUGUUUACACCAACGUCAGCGUCUACACCACGUGGAUUGGCAGCACAAUCCAGAGCUCAGCCCUAGAUGUCAGAAACUUCUCUCCAGGCCUUUCUGGGAUCUUCUCUGCCUCUCCAUUGCUUCUGGGACCACUCGGGGGCACCCUGGUCUCCCUGGGGCUUGCCUAACCUGGUGGCCUGCCCUACACCUCAGGCCCUGCCUUCCAAACUCACGCCCCCUCUUAGUUCCCUGCUGGAAGCACAAAGGACAGCUGCUUGCAGGGCCCCUCCCCAACCCUCCCUGGACCGCAGCCUUUGACCAUCCACCGGAUCCUCGGUCCUCCAAACCUCCAGCCACCCCCCUGCGGAAGCCCCCCUGGUGCCCACAUCUCCCCCUCCUCAGACCCCAUGGUCCUUGACGCAGCCCUUGCCCAGGCAUGUCCUGCACGGGCCCCAGCUGCCCUCUCUCCCUCCCUGCUGCCCUGUGGGCUCCCCUGGGGACGGAGCCUUGUGUUCCUUGCUUCUCGCCCCUCAACCCCACCACUCAAGGCUGAGUGCCAGGGUGCACCCCCACUCAGGGAUUCCUCUUAGGGCUCUUGGAACUGGGGUUUUUCAGCCCCUGUGCAAAGCGUGGGCGUUUGCCAGGGUGUGUGUUGAGAGGCAAUAAAAAUGAGCUGGCAGGACAUUCCUCCUGCUGGGCGAUCCUCACUGUGCCUUGGGGCCCUGGAGGGACGCACCUGAAAUAUCUCCCAUUG